Molecule: messenger RNA, 3554 nt
Organism: Oreochromis niloticus (Nile tilapia)
Lineage: Eukaryota; Metazoa; Chordata; Actinopteri; Cichliformes; Cichlidae
Exons: 3
Coding region: 1324-3459 (711 amino acids)
Biological process (GO): DNA integration
Molecular function (GO): nucleic acid binding
Source: RefSeq, a predicted model, not a curated record
UUAGUCUACCUAGUGAUUAAUGACGAGUGUCCAUUUUUAGCUCUUAGAGACCCUGUAGCUUGAAGUUGGUUACCUUAAAAGGCAAGUGUCUUUGACCUCUUUGUAACUGGCUGCCCUUUUAGCGACCUGGUAACAGAUGAUUGGAGGAGAUAACCAGCCCUCAGGUACUCUGAAGGCUUAGGACUAUGAUUGUGCAUGGAAGGUGUUAUGGAAAAGAGAAGUUAUAUGUCUGUGUCUAGCUAUUAAAAAAGGUACAAGAUGUACCAUUGUCUGCAAAACAAUGACUGCACAUAAUGUAUUUUUGACCUGUAUUUGACGCCAUGGGGGGGCGGAUACCCCAAUGCUUUAAAAGUGUUCUCCACAUGUAUUUUUAGUAGAGAGACAGAGAAGACUCAUGCUGUAAUUUUGUUCUGUAUUAAUAAACUCACUGUUUGAUUGCACCUUUCUGGGGCCUCCAUGGUUUGUUUCACUGCUCUACAUUGAUCGAUUUCGCGACAGAUUUGGUGGAGGAUGCCGGCAUUGUAGAGACAGGUGUUGCUUUCCGCGGGGGUCGAGCCAGAUUGGUGGUCAAACCGGCAGACGUCUCGGGUGGCUUCCUUGACCGCUGGGCCCGCAAAACAAAAGGUGUGGCAGAGGAAAGGAGCCUGGAAAGAGGGUGGUCUCUGGAGAGGAGCUGAUGGACGACCAGUCUUAACCGACAAACUGGCCAGGCAGAAGAUAACUGAGGCACAUGGGCUUGGCCAUGUGGGAGUGGCACAGAUGGAGAGGAAUUUGUGUCACUGGUGGCACCCAGAUUUAACAGCUAUGAUAAAGGAAAAAGCCCGAGCGUGUCUAAUUUGUGGAGCACACAAUCCAAAACCAGUGGUAAAACCGGAAGCAGUUUCACAAAACAGGUUACCUCUGGACUGCAAACGGUGGACCAGGUGACCCCAGAGGUGAAGGCGGUGUGGCUGAAGGUUAUCAAACGCAAGUGGAAGGAGCCACGCUGGACGGGUCCUUACGAGGUCAUUGCCAGGACGACGACAGCAGUUCAACUAGAAGGGAAAGGCGAUACCUGGUACCAUUGGUCGCAGUGUGCUCCAGCACAUGAGAGUUUGGUAGAGGAAAACUCCUCUACACCCAACACAGGUGUCAACGAUAACGAGCAGAGGCAGAAUAAAUCCUCUCACCUGUGCAACGGGCCAACCAGUAGUCCACCUGGGAGGCCGAAGAAAGAAGAGCAGCAGCUCAGAAGGUCGCCACGCCAGAAGAAAGGAGCGGUGACAAGUUGAGGACUUCACAAAAGCAGGGGAGUUUCAUUCCAGGAUACAAAGUUUAUAUAACAUGAUGCAAACACAUGAAUCAGAGAUACGGAAUGAGAAAAAACUUAUUAAAAUGUUCCUUAUAACUACAUGUCUAUUAUAUGCAGUAAUAUUAACUAUGGCUGUGUUGUUUAUUGUUUAUAUUUCGCAGGGCACUCCGGGCCACUCGUCUGAACACGGAGGCCAGUCCAGCCCAGCACUUCCUGAGAAUGUAGUUGCUAAAACGGAAUCGGGGGAAAGACGAAAGCGCGAGGUGUCAGGUAAAGGGGAUGAGUGUCUCAGCACAUAUAAUGGCAUAGAGUUGAAUUAUGUUAAAGGGUCUACCAGCUCAUUCACGUUUGAUUUGUGUGACAUUGUUAAGUGUACAGGAGCUAGUAGUAGCUGGAAAGCGUAUGAUGUGUGGGUCUGCAAUCACCCCAUGAUAUGCUCCCGGAGCCCCUCGUGGGGCAUUCACAUUCACACAUACGUAGCAGGUCAGUGGUGUGCCUGGGAAAAUGUGGUGAGUUGGACAGGAGUAGGAUGGCAGCCACAUGUGCCAAAGGGCCUGAAAGGGAUAGCUAUUCAAAGAGAUUAUUCUGUUUCUCAUAACCCUGUCACCCUUUCCCUAGGACCGUGGGACACGCUCCCCAAAGCCGAGAUCCCGGGGGGCGUGUUCUAUCUGGUAAUCGGGGUGGAUGUGACAGGAAGAGAUCCAUUUGGGGUAAUUAGAGUAAAUUUAGUUGACCCACAGUCUAAGCCGCUCGCAAAAAGCUCAAUCACCACUCUGAUUGAUCAAACGUUAACCUCGGAGACAGUAGCUCAAAAGGAGCAGGAGCCAAAAGAGAGACCACUUCUGACCACAGAUUACACUAGAUUGAAGCCUCAGGAUUUGAUCGAGCGUGCCACCGGUUUCAAGGACAGUAAUCUUUGGCUUGAUUGGGUGGCUCAGAAUGCUAAGGAACAACAUGUAGCUGACUGUGUUGCCUGUGCUUCAGCCAGGCCACGUUUGUUUACGGAGCCCGCACCACUGCAUCCAGAGGAUAAGUGGGGCUAUGAUUGUAUGUUGCAGCUAACUAGAAGCGCAGUGACUACUGGCAACUGUACUCUGUUGUCCAGCCUUUUCCCUCCCAUUCCAAAACAGACAACAGUGGGACCAUUUAUGCCAAAACAAGAUAACUAUACAUGUUUCAAGUUCUCUACAGAUAAUGAAAAGUACAAGGUGGGUGAAAUCGACCCAACUUGGUGUGCUGUCACACUCCAGGGAAGAACCACCAAUAAUGUACCAAGCACGGUAAUUGGAACAUGGGCAAGAAGUGGGUUGUAUUAUUAUUGUGGGGAAAGUACUCUCUUGGUUCGUGUUCCUCUAGGAAGCGUAGGGACAUGUGCGAUGGUGCGACUAGGAGCUCCUCUCAUGCUUAUUGGGAACCAGGUAAAGACCAUUCCAGAACACAACACACGUACCUUAGCAGCCAGACGUAAGAGACAUAUUCUGGCCAAAAGAGGGACCCAGGGUACACAUGCUUAUGAUCCUCACCUGAACUCACCGACUUGGAUAGACUCCAUAGGAGUCCCCAGGGGAGUUCCAGACGAGUACAAGCUGGUAAAUCCGAUAGCUGCAGGAUUUGAAAGUAUAUUUCUUUGGGUAAUGCCUAAUAAGAAUGUUGAUCGCAUUAACUAUGUUCAUUAUAACCUGCUGAGACUCUCUAACCUAACCAGGGACGCCAUGGUGGGGUUCGUAGAACAAUUGGGUCCAAGUUCGCUGAUGGGGGUGCAAAAUCGAAUGGCCCUGGACAUGUUGUUGGCAGAGAAGGGAGGUGUGUGUGCCAUGUUCGGAGACAUGUGCUGCACCUUUAUCCCCAAUAAUACUGCCCCAGAUGGCUCAGUAACCCGAGCUCUGGAGGGCCUGAAAACUUUGUCUGUAACCAUGCAUGAGCACUCAGGUAUCGAAAAUCCGCUGGUGUCCUGGAUGACAUCUGUGUUUGGACGAUGGAAAGGUGUGGCUAUGUCAGUGAUGUUUUCUUUGACUGUACUUUUGGGAAUACUGGUCAUUGGUGGUUGUUGUAUCAUUCCUUGUGUAAGAGGAUUGUUGGUACGGAUAAUGGCGAGGGUUGCAAACCCCGGACGGGUGGAGUCCAUCUACAUGAUGGACUUAGAACCCAUAGAGUGGGGCAGGGAGUGAUACAACAUGAGGUAUGGUGACAUUCCUUGUUGGAAUGUCAAAAGAGGGAAUGUGGAGAUUCAGAAAUUGUUUUAUUGCUGCCAUAUAACCUGCAU